Candidula unifasciata is the source of this 1572-nucleotide messenger RNA. The record is from the annotation of a GenBank genome assembly. NCBI's taxonomy places the organism in Eukaryota, Metazoa, Mollusca, Gastropoda, Stylommatophora, Geomitridae.
AUGUCGAGCCAAGACAACACGGAUUGUCGUUUCGUUCAGACUGAAACAGACACGCACUUGCAAUAUGUGUCGCUGCUUCAAGAAGCAUGUAACAGUUCUAAUCACCAAAGGAAGUUAGAAUCGUUAGCAAGAUGUGCUUCAUACAUAACAUCAAGCGACCCGUCUAGCAUACUCGACUUAUUGCGACAUGAGACUUGUGUUCGUGAACUGGUGAAAGUGAUCGAUUUGGCAAUUGUUCCGAGCUUUCAAAAGAAAGAGUACGCAUCAUACGAAAAAGACGAUUUUAAGAAAUAUCCUGAAGUUACUCGCCAUGUGCUGUCAAUAAUUCAUCAUAUUUUACACAUUCUGGCGAACAGUAAGAGGGAUGGUGCUAACAGUUUGACAGACAAUGCAACUACAGAAAUAAUAUCCUCCAUGAACGAAACUGAGCAACAAAAAAUUGCUAGGAAUAUCUCAGCGUUUCUCCCAAAACUGAUAUUAUUGAUUUCUGCACACAGCUCCUGCCCUUUAUGGUCGUCAGUAGAGUUAGAGACUUUAAGCUCACAAGUGCUUGAUAGGCUUUUAGUUUAUUUUUCGUGUGAAUCUGUUGACGAACUUUUAAGUAUAGAAAUACAUCCAUGGGACGCAUCAGUAGGUACGGUUAAGGGCAGUAAGGUGAUGUUACUGAAUGCAGUAUUGUCACAUUGUUGGAAACCACUGUCGAAAAAUACUUGGCAUCAGAACCCAUUUCUGUCUCAUUCAUUCUUUUGGAUAAUACUGCAGAUGAAAUUGCCUCAUUUGAGUGAUCAUAUAGAACAAGUAAUGUCCGUAGCCCUGAAUUUUCUUGAAGAUCACCAAGCAGUGAACAAGAUAAGGGGCAUCUCUUGUUUACACCAUCUAAUUAAGAAUACUUCAUCAGAAGAAAUGCGCUGGUUGAAUCGGGCAGAAGUUAUCUACGAACAGUUGAAAAAUCAGAUGUACUCGAAAGAAGCAGCAGUUAUUGAAUUUCUUUUCCCAUGCUUGUUUGAUGUCUUGAAAAUUUUGGAAUCACCUCCAGAAUUAGACCGCCAUCAGUAUGUUUUAGACACUCUGCUACGAAACACAGACAGUGAGAAUCUUCUCAUUCUGCGUAAAAUUUAUGUGUCUAAUCUCACAACUCUGGUUAAUCAAGUAGGCAUUCACAGUGUCCGCCAUUUGAAAACAUUAAUUAAAGUCAUUAGUAAUUAUCUAGAAGUGGAUGACGGACUUGGGGAAGUCAGUGCUCGCCCGCAGACUCUGAAACUGCUGGAAUGUAUUAUCAGAGUGGCAUGGCCUAGAGUCCAACAUCAUGCUGAUGUUAUUCUAAAAAUGUGCUUGAACUUCAUUGCUGAUGUGAUCUGUACAAAACCUGACAGUGACAGCAGUCAUGAUGUCAGGUAUGAACUGACAGCUGAAACUGUCAGGUGCUUGGUUCUUUUGUCAGAGGUGUGCCCUGAUGUACUUCCUUGUGUCAAGGCAGGGUUAGAAGCAGGAAUUAACAGUGUUGGAAGUGAUAAUCGGAUGUUUGAUAUCUUAAAAACUCAGUUGGCAAGUAUAAGUACAGUUUUAGUGUGA